Molecule: messenger RNA, 5824 nt
Organism: Astyanax mexicanus (Mexican tetra)
Lineage: Eukaryota; Metazoa; Chordata; Actinopteri; Characiformes; Acestrorhamphidae
Gene: tmem236
Product: transmembrane protein 236
Exons: 4
Coding region: 324-1397 (357 amino acids)
Source: RefSeq, a predicted model, not a curated record
UUUUUACAUUUAUUAUUUCUCUGAAAAUCUUUUUUUUAAUCUUGUAUCGAAAUCACUGAGCAACCUUACUCACUUAAACCUACUGUUUUUAGAGAGUUUCUGUUUGGAGAUGACUCCUGGUGACCCUCAUAAAAGAAAACGCAUGACUACUUCAUCACUCUGACUAUAAAAAGAGUGGGAACAGGAGUGCAGUGUAAGCAGCGCCAGUGUCCAGAGUCCAGAGUGUCAAGAGUGUGUGUGUGUUUCAGAGAUGGUAAUGCAUGCACCGGACCUGGGGAUCAAACUGACGGUUUACUCCCAGGAGAUCUGAAACUCGUACACACAUGGCCAGGAUGCCUUCCACAAGCACAGUCAAGCUGAUCGUGUACGAGGUGCUGCAGUUCGCCUUUCUCUGUGUGCCCAUCUUUGUGGUCCUGGAGCGCUUCGCCUCCCUCAUGAGGGCUGUCAGAUCCGGCGACACCACGGCCUACUGGCUGGUGGUGGCAGUGUCCAUAGCAUACGUGACCACUGUGACCCUGUUCGUGUGGGCCCCACUGAAGUUCUUCAUCCUGAAGUCCAGGCGCUUCUUCACAGACAUUACCAACUGGCGGCCUGUGACACUUGCGUAUGUUCUUCUCAGCACAUUACCGUGUUUUGCCAUUCUCCUGGCCAGCUCUAAGGUUCAGGUAGACACAGGGAACUUCUUUGACGUCUUCACUGAGCUCCCCGUCUCACUGGUGCUGUUUGCCCUCAUCUGUGUGGAUAUCGUGGAAAGAAUUCGUCCAUAUCGCCUCAGAGGACAAGCUGAUGGUUUGGACUCAGACUUUGAGCUGUCUGGGCCUGUGCUGACUCACCUGGAGCAGGUGUCCUCUGUGUCGGCGCAGCUGCCGCAGGUGAACGGAGGUGAGAACGGCGCAGCGGUGAGUCCGGAGGUCAGGAGCAUGUCAGCGUCAGGACGCUGGAGAGCCAUGGAUGGAUACAACAUGUCCCGAACCUCCAGCACGGCCUACCUGUACUCCUCUCGCUCUCACUCGGGGUCUCCUCGGAUCUUCUGGGCCAGAGACCCUCGGCAUGAACUCUUUCUGGACACCUUCCUGUUCUGGCUGGACACGGUGGAGAUGGUCAGGGUGGGUGGGGUUAGGGAAGUCUUCUACUCGGCUUGGAUCUUCCCGGUUUACAUCCUGGCCUUUAUCUCCACGCUUCGUGUGGUGGUAGCUCCUAACAGUCCUCUGCUGGCUUCACUGGGGGUCCUUUCCCAGGACCUUCCCUUCCUGGUUGUGAGGAUCAGCCUGGUUGUGGUCUUUGGUUACGUGACGCCGCUGCUCUAUGUGAUGAAGAACCUGCUGGUCUGCCUCACAUUUGUGUACUUUAUGCUCCUGACGAAGCUGAAGGUGUUCAGCAGAGGGAGCAUGUUCUGAAGCCUGGGAGAAGCUUGGUUAUGAGCUGCCUCUUUAUGAGGGGAAGCCUGAGAUGGAUUAUAACGACGUGAAGGAUUAUAGCAGUUAUGAGCACUGAAAACACUAUUUCUCUUCCAUUAUAUAUAUAAAAGAAAGGAGAUAAGCAAGCACUCAAGAGAUGGAAGUCCAUAUGUGCCUCAUGGAGUCACACCAGAAGAUACCAUUGGGGAUUCCAUUAGAUUAGUCCCUGUAUGUAAGCCCACACUUUUUGCUUUAAUAACAUUAUACUUUAUACUUUACUUUUAUAUAUUCCUGUCAUUAUUAACAUCAGUUUCAUAGUACCCACAAUAGAUGUUUGUAAAAAAAAAAAAAAAAAAAAAAAGAUAUGCUAUAUUAGAUCAGUAGUUUCUGUAUCAGAAUUAAUUAGAACUGAAAAAUAACCAUAGAACCUUUUUACAAACUGAAUAGUGCAAAACAAACUUGACUAUAUAGACUGCUGUUUCCUACAUUUAUAUCAAUUUGUGCUCAUGUUUAGUCGUUAACAAGACAAUUUGUACAAUUCGUUUUUUUUUUUUCAUUUUUCUUCCUUAAUUUAGCUAUGCCGAUAAUCCCACCCACACUUUUUAUUUUGCUGUACUCCCCCCUAUUACUAUCAAUGCCCCAACUCCAGGAGAGUGAAGACUAGCACAUGCCUCCUCCGAUACAUUUUCGAACUGCUGCUGAUGCAGCAUUACUGAGUAGCAUCACAGCGCGCUCUGAGACAAGCGCAGCAACUCGAUUCCGAUACAUCAGCUCACAGACAGCUUGUGCUGAUCAACAUCACCUUAGGAGUGAUGAGGGGAAAAAGAGAGCACCAUCUACCCACCCAGAGAGAGCAAGGACAAUUGUGCUCUCUCAGGAAUCCGGCAUGCAAUGGCAAGCUGCAUGACUGGUAUUCAAACCAGUGAUUUCCUGAUCAUAGCGCCUUUGUCUGCUAGACCACCCAGAACCCCCCUAUUUAUUUAUUUUUAAUGAUUAAUUAUUGAAUAUAAACAGCAUUUAAAAAAAAGUUAACAUUAAUACAUGCCCUAUAAAAACGAAAAAGCUGAGAAAACCCAAUUUUUAAAUUUUUGAGUUUUGAGGCCAACUCAAGCUUUAAGGUUUUAAAGAAAAACACCACCAGGAGUUGUGCCAACAAGAAAUCAUUAGUUCACAUAAUUCAUGUUUCAUAAAGUUUUAUUCUCACCAACUUUAUUUUUUUGUUAAUUACAUAUCUGUUUUAUUGUCUGUCACAUAAGCUUUCACUAAUGCACAUGUGACCGGCUGGACCCAGCCAGCAUACAGUUACACUCAACAACACAAAACAUAGUAACUUGCUCUUGUAGCCUUUAACAUCGAGGCCAGGCAGUUCACUAUUAUAUAACACAUAUAUAAAUCCCCAGAGAAAGCAGCAGCCUGUGGGGAAUGACUACACACUGAUGGUAAGUGUGAGAGGUGUGAGGACACGCCCAAUAUGCAAAUGGCGUGACCGACAUCAAGUGAAAACCCCUGCAGAAUUGCUCAGUAGACCUUGUUCAGGUAAAGAGUCAAACUGAGCAUGUGCAGUAGUGCAGAGUAGUGCAGUAGUAGUUGGUUUGGCCUCAACUAGGGUUCAGCUACAAUUUGUACAUUUUGCAACACAGAUUAUUUAUAUAGGCCAACUUUUAACAAGAAACCAAUACUGUUAGUUGAUAUAGGUUAGUGGUUACAGUGUAAUUAAAUAUAUUUUGGUAUAUUUUGGCUGACUUAAAAUAUCCAUUAAGGAGAACCAUUUUAAGUUUUAUUUUGUACAGUGUUUAUUUACUCUGUUAUUUUUGAGCUGUGUUUUCUGUAAUGGCAUAUAAAUAAUCUAACAUUUUGGAAACCUGUUUUGGAAAACUGUUUUGACAGACUUACAUAUGACUUUUUUUUUGCAAAUAAGAACAAAAUUCUUAUUUAUUUUUUUAAUUUUAAGAAACAUUAAAUGAAACAUAUAUCAACAUUUUUAAACAUGUCAGAUUUCAUGAUGUAUUUAACUGAGUAGAAGCAGUAACAGUACAGUCAUAGAACAAAAAUAAAAAAAAAAUCUCUCUAGAGGAUUUAUUUUCUCUAAAAAUCAAAAAUCAGAACAUGGAAUUUUACCCCAAAUUUUGGUAUUUGAGUAUAUAGUGUAUUUUAGACUAUGAAGGACUGUGGUGUGAUGACUUGGUUAUGCAUUUUGAACAGAGCUAAAUCAGUGUGGUAAAUACUAACAUGGAUUGUUAGCAACAUUAAUCUUACAUCUGAAAAAUCAUAUAUCAAAUUUAGCUUAUCUGCAUUUUGGGGUGGUGGGAUGAGGUGAAGGUGGGUUGUGUGAAUUUCAUUUUACAGGGAUCUAUUUUUGUGUGUGUUUAAAUUCCACUUUAUACUCUGCAACCUCUUCAGACACAGGUUCCACCCCUUGCCUCAACCACAUAACACAAUAAGAGGUCUGUUCAUUCUAAAAGGUUUGGCUAAAACUGAAAAUGUAAAUGAUGGAAGUUUAAGAAUGUAAAUGAGAUUUUGGGUGUUUUUUUCUUUUGGGAUCUGAUUAAAAUGGGCUGUGGUUCGAUUUGGCAGGUGUGAACACAGUAAUCACACUUAGGUUGUGGACCAAAAAAAACUCUGCACUGGUUCUGGAAUAUAAUUAAGAGGAAGAUGGAUCGUCACAAGCCAUCAAACCAAGCUGAACUGCUUGAAUUUUGGCACCAGGAGUAAAGGCAUAAAGUAGUGUGUAAGACUGGUGGAGGAGAACAUGCCAAGAUGCAUGAAAACUGUGAUUGAAAACCAGGGUUAUUCCACAAAAUAUUGAUUUCUGAACUUCUUAAAACUUUAUGAAUAUACUCAAACAUAUACCUAUAAAUAGUAAAAUCUGUGAAACUGAUUCAGCAACUGAAGUGCUCUAUUAUUUUUUUCCAGAGCUGUAUGUAUUCCUUGAGUUUGAGCUUAGCAGCUGUUCAGGUGCAGUUUAACCAGCUUAAUUGCCAAGAUAAUUACAAAGUACAGCUAUGAAUUAAUGCCAUCAUGGUCAUUGCUCAAAGCUUAUCUGCACUGAAAUAUGCUCCAGUCUAAAACACAGGACAGACAGCUCAGCAGAGACAAUGUAAAAUGCAAGUGCAACAAAAUGUGUCGCCACAAACAACUGAUUUGAACCAGACACACAAACUACAGGUGUGAAACCACUCUUCAACUUUGGUUUAAGCUAGUUUUAUUUAUUUUUUUCCACCAGUGUAAAAGAGCAACUCUGGAUAAUGUUUAAACAUACUUUUCUCAUUUAUUUUCUGAAGUUCAUACAUGAAAAUGGUUUAAGAGAGAGUCCCCCUCAGUAUGAACACAAAGCAACUUGAUACAGUGAUACACUGAAUAACUGAAGCAUUAAUUUCACCUUCAUCAUAAAUGAGAAAAUGCAAUGAAGCCCUCCCCUCACUUUUCCAUCAGAGUUUAACAAAGAGUGUGGUAUAAAUAUUAAUAGCUAAUAUAGAAUAUCUGCUUAGUAUUGCCUCAGAGGAGCUUGGGGAUUUCAAGGUCGCUCAUUCAAACAGAUUUUUGUAUGUAUUUACUUUCAUUUCUUACUUUUCUUUAUAUGGCUUACUGUCUUUAUUGCGUUUCUUAUGAUAAUUUCACUUUUAGUUUAACAGUAGUUUAACUAUAGCAAACUAUUAACUGUGAUACAAUGUAUGCUGUUUUUACAAUUCUGGAAAAAAAUAAGAGACCACUUUAGUUUCUGGAUUAGUUUCCUUGAUUUUGCUAUACAUAGGUUUAUGUUUGAGUAAAAUGAACAUUGUUGUUUUUAUUCCAUAAACUACGGACAACAUUUCUCCCAAAUUCCAAAUUAAAAUAUUGUCAUUUAGAGCAUUUAUUUGCAGAAAAUGAGAAAUGGCUGAAAUAACAAAAAAAGAUGCACAGCUUUCAGACCUCAAAUAAUGCAAAGAAAACAAGUUCAUAUUCAUAAAGUUUUAAGAGUUCAGAAAUCAAUAUUUGUUGGAAUAGCCCUGGUUUGUAAUCACAGUUUUCAUGCAUCUUGUCAUGUUCUCCUCCACCAAUCUUACACACUGCUUUUGAAUAACUUUGUCACUCCAGGUGCAAAAAUUCAGGCAGUUCAGCUUAAUUUGAUGGCUUGUGAUCAUCCAUCUUCCUCUUGAUUAUAUUUCAGAGGUUUUCAAUUUGGUAAAAUCAUUUUUAGGUGGUCUCCAAUUAUUUUUUUCCAGAUCUGUAUAUAUAAACUCAUGUAUGUUGGAUCAGUAGUUAGCUAUUGUAUAUACACUAUACAGACAAAGAGUAACUGUCUCUACCGUCCAGAGAAGACUUUUUAACUAGAGCAGUGUUCACAGAGCAAUGCUGUGAGGAUCUGAUUGAAUGCAACAUCUAAUAUGUGUGUGUGUGUGAAAUCCUGAGCUCAUACUCUGUAAAUAAAGGUCGCUAUUUAUCAUUGA